CCUCGCAGGGAUGCAGGGACGGUGAAGCUCUGAGGGGAGGUCGGUCCCUGAGGUCUGGCUUCAGGGUUUUCAGCGGCCUCUACCGCUGCCUGUCGUCGGCGCAGCUUGAAAGCGGUGGGAAACAGAAACACUAUGGCUUCCAGUCUGUCUCUUACUCAGCUCUCCAGUGGAAACCCCAUCUAUGACAAAUACUAUCGUCAGGUUGAUCCAACUGGCAGCGGGCGAGUGGCAGCAGCUGAUGCAGCUCUGUUCCUAAAGAGGUCAGGUCUGGCUGACCUGGUCCUUGGGAAGAUCUGGGAUUUGGCAGACUCUGAACGAAAGGGAGCACUCAACAAGCAGCAAUUCUUCAUAGCCCUGCGGCUGGUAGCUUGUGCUCAGAAUGGCCUGGAGGUGGCGCUCAAGAGUCUUAAUGUGGCUGUUCCUCCCCCGAAAUUUCAUGACACCAGCAGCCCGCUGUUAGCAGGAGGAGGGGCUGCUGACCUUCCCUGGGUUGUCAAGCCUGAGGAGAAGCUGAAGUUCGACUCCAUCUUUGACAGUCUUGGCCCAGUAGGAGGGAUGCUGUCGGGAGAGAAGGUCAAGCCCGUCCUGCUUAACUCCAAAUUGCCGGUGGACAUCCUGGGCAGGGUGUGGGAGCUCAGUGACAUAGACAGAGACGGCAUGUUGGACAGAGAUGAGUUUUCUGUGGCUAUGUAUCUGGUGUACAGAGCUCUAGAGGGGGAGCCUGUUCCCAUGUCCCUACCGCCUCCCCUGGUGCCACCCUCCAAGAGGAAAAAACCUUCGGUGCCUCCCGUGAUGCCCCUGUUACCCUCGCCCCCCUCUGUCAAAGACAGUCGCUCCUCCCACGCUGGCUCUAAGACUAUGCCCCACCCUCCUAAACCCACCCCAGCUCCUGCCCCUGUCCCAGCACCAGCAGCUGCCCCUGUGAGUACAGGCUCCACCUCUCCUUGGGUAGUAUCGCCAGCAGAGAAGGCGAAGUUCGACGAGCUGUUCAACAAGACGGAUGGCGACAUGGAUGGCUUGGUGUCCGGCCCUGAAGUCAGAGAUAUAUUCCUCAAGACCGGGCUGCCCUCCGCUACACUCGCACGGAUUUGGGAGCUCUGUGACAUUGGAGACAUAGGGAAACUGACGCGAGAGCAGUUCGCCUUGGCGCUUUAUCUAAUUAAUCUGAAACUGACCAAAGGCUUAGACCCUCCACAAAAUCUGUCCCCAGAGAUGAUUCCUCCGUCUGACAGACAAAACAUCAAACAGAACAACGCAGCUAACCUAGCAGCCGACUUCUCUGCCAUCAAGGAGCUGGACUCACUGAGUAACGAGAUUGUUGAACUACAAAGGGAGAAGAGCUCUGUGGAGGAGGAGAUCAAGGAGAAGGAAGAGGCCAUCCGACAGCGCAGCAACGAAGUGCAGGACCUUCAAGAUGAGGUGGCAAAGGAAAACGAAGUAUUGCAGCAACUUCAGGCUCAGCGUCAGAAAGUCCAAGAUGCUUUAGAUGAGCUGGACCAACAGAAGGCCUCCCUGGAGGAGCAGCUCACUCACAUUCGACAGCAGACCAACCAGGAGACCCAACUUAUCUCAUCUCUGCAGUCAGAGCACGAGGAGCAGGAACAAAGGAUAUGUCAGUAUGAGGAGGAGCUGGUCCAGGCCCGAGAGGAGCUUUUGGCUCUGCAGGAGGAAAGCCGGAAACUUCAGGAGAAGGUCCAGGCUGCCCAGGAGCAGCUCACUCCUCUUCAGGAGUCUGUGCGUGACUCUUUCACACAAGUUGCACAGGUCCAACAGAAACUGAACGACCUUCAGGUGGAGGAGCGAUCAGUGACUGCUCAGCUCAGCUGGAAGAGAGCCCUCGAGGACAGCUCUCCUGUCAUGGUCAAUGGAUCAGCAGGCCCCGCUGCAGAGCUCCACCAUGGGGACCUCUUCCAGAGGGACCUCUUCCAGGAGGACCUUAAAGAACUGAGAGUGGAAGAACAUUCAGAUUCAGAGGAGAGAGGUGGCGUGAAUGAGAAAGAAGAGGAAGACGAGAAGGAAGAAGAGAGUCCAAAAGCUGGGGAAGAUGAAAAGCAGAAACGUGAUGCCUUGGAUGAUCUCUACACUGAUAUGUACAGUCUGUCGAGCCUGGCCAAGCCCCGGGAGAGCAAUGUUAGGGAACACAGCAGCCCCGCGCCUGACGUCUCCUCUGAGGCUACAGAGGAUGCAAAGGAGUCACCCAAGGAGACUCCACCAAAGGUUGCAUCACCAGAGCCAGAGAGCAAACAGGAGCCUACAGAGCCAACAGAAACAACCACCUCCCCCUCUCCACCUCAGCCUGGCCCUCGCUCCUUGCCACCACAGGGCAGCCCUCCCUCCCUGCCUGAGAUGGAUUUCUUCCAUUCAGACCCCUUUACCGAUCACGAUCCUUUUAAAGAAGAUCCUUUUGGAAAAGCAGAUGUUGGAGAUCCUUUUGGAGGCGAUCCAUUCAAAGGCUCAGACCCCUUUGCUGCAGACACUUUCUUCACACAAACUUCCAGCACCCCGUUUUCCUCAGAGGACCCUUUCUCUGCUUCAGCUGACCCCUUUGGUACCACUUCUGGCGUGCCGGAGCCAGACCUCUUUGCAGCCAAGGUGAACGAUACAGCAGCCGUACCAGCGGGUCCGGAUCCUUUCGCCUCCAAAUCCACCAAUCCAGCGGCAGGAUCCAACGAUCCGUUCAGCUCCAAAGGGAACAACACAGCUGAUUCAGACCCGUUUGGAGGCAAAAUGAGCAGCACAAAGGAGGCAGACCCGUUUGGUUCUCAAGAUGGAGACAAGGAUCCUUUUAGCAGCUCCCCGCCGAGCUCUGAUCUGGCUGUGAAGGACACUGCAGCAUCCAAUGACCCUUUUGCUCCCGGUGGUACUACAGUGAGUGCUUCCUCAGAUGCAGAUCCGUUUGCUGCUGUGUUUGGUAAUGAGUCAUUUGGAGGAGGCUUUGCAGAUUUCAGCGCUUUGGCAAAGUCAAAUGGUGCUGACCAGUUUGGAGUUGACAGCAGGAACCUCUUCCAGGAAGAGAGCCAACCUGCCAGCUCUGAUGUGCCCCCAGCCCUGCCGCCAAAAACGGGUACGCCUACCAGACCACCUCCUCCACCUCCAGGUAAGAAAUCAUCUAUCAAUAGAACGGAGUCCUCCGACUCCUUCCAUCGACGAGGAAACUUCAUGCCACAGACUUCAGGAGACUUCUCCUCCUCUUCCUCCUCCUCCUCCCUGCCUGCAAAGGAUCCUUUAGCCGACCCCUUCGCCCCCUCUUCCCCUCCUCGCCGCAACGCACGGGAAGCUGACGGAUUUGCCAGCUUUGACAAAUAUCCAACCGAGGAAGACAUGAUAGAGUGGGCAAAGCGCGAGAGCGAGCGAGAGGAAAAGGAGCGACUCGCCAGGCUCACCCAGCAGGAGCAAGAAGACCUGGAGCUGGCCAUCGCUCUCAGCAAGUCUGAAUUCUCCUGAGGAGGCCCCGUUCCCCUCUACUGGUCUGGCUUGGCACGGCACGGCACAGCUUGGCCCGGCACAGCCCAGAAAGCACCAAAGCAAAGUGGGGAUUGUACAGGACUGAUUCAGCAUCACCUGCUGACCCCAUGAAGAGACUCCAAAUCUCAUCUCUAACUCGUUCAACCCCCCAUCUUUCCUGACUGUCAUCCUGUUGGUCUCCGUGGUUUUGAUAGAGGAGCGUAACGUUUUUUCUUUUUCUUUCCCCCUUUUUAGAACCAAGCUAUAAGUGAAAACUUGUUCUAGUGUUAACAUCGUCAUUUUCCCUUCAUUUAAAAUCCAGGCAGCACGUGCCGCAUUAAGUCCCCAGACUGUAAUUUAUUGUAGCGCGCACUCGAAACCACUAAACAAACUCGAUACAUUUCAUUAAAUUUCAGCUCUCUUUGUGAUGAGAUUUUAAUAGACGUGCUAAUUUUCUAGAACUCAAGAAUUCCCCUAAUUUUCUUUUUUGGCUCUCGGUUAAACUUCUGAAACAACCACAGUAAACUGGGGAGAUUCUGUUUCCCAGUUUGUUCUGUUUCUCUGAGUCUGUAGGCCCUUUAUAACAGAGUGAGCGUGUUUUGUCCCACGGUCGUACAGGGAAGAUGAUUUUUUUUGUUUGUUUUCAUUUAGAGUAGGUCAGAAUAUUUCAACAUCUCUUCGUGUUUAACUGGAAGUUGCGGCUCCUGUAAGAUGUGAAAUGUGUACAAUGUGUAGAUUUAUACUAAAAUGGAACAAAUCUGCCACAGCUACCUUUUCCUUUGAAAUUUCAGUCCUGCCUUGCUCACUGUAGCACCUGUUUUGUGAGCAUUAAAGCAUUGAUUUUUGUGUGUGUGUGUGUCGGGGGAGGUAAUAAGGAUUGAAACUACAGCCAUCACAUUUUAUGACUACAGCUUGGUUUGCAUUAAAAACUAGGGCACACUACAGUAGGAUGCAGAACAGAAAGCACACGAUCUGUUUUUCUAACAUGCAAACUAAGUUUCUCUCAAGUACUUUAGGAUCUUUACAUCGGUCUAAAAAUUUAAAUUAAUUGUGGCCCGACAUGAAAGAAUGUACGGUUUUUUGCUGAGACUAACAAAAAGCAAGGUUGUCAUAGAUGAAUGUAAACGUGGAUCCUACCUUAACUGAUCAUUAACUGUAUCGUUAAUCCUGAUUGAUCUCCUUUAGGGAAACUCUCAAGGGCUCCUCAGCAGCUUGAAUGCUGAAUGGAUAACUACAGCAUACAACUGUGCAAUUGUCACGUUACCGCGUGAACAUUUGGUCCCAUUUCUACGUGUGCCAGUCGGUGCUUCACUUGUUACCAUUUGUACGAUUUUUCUUUUCUUUAUCCAGGAGUUUUUUCUGCUCUGAGAGACUCCCUGGAUUUCAGAGUCUUACACAAACACGGUGAAAGUUGUUAAGUGUUUCUACUUUUUCGUUAGAGCGGUGUAUUUUCUGGCCGUGCACCUCGACAUCUGCAGGGAUUUAACUUGCAAAAGACCUCGGAUGUGCUGAGGAUGCACGCUCACGUUGCACUGUGUUAUCAGGCCUGUUAACAGCCACAUGGCGGUUGGCCAAGCGGCACAGGAAAGCUCCUUUACUAAACGUGACGGAAGGUUUUCUGCUGGGGAAAGGCUACGAUGAAGUGCGAGAGGCCUCUGCUCUCUCAUUACCUUAGCUCAUUUCUUAUGAAAUAAUGCACAACGUUUUGGACAGCUCUUCCUGUUCUUACUUUAGUACUUACUAGUUAGUUUCCUCUUCUCAUGUCUAACCAGUGUACUGUCUGUGGUUGAUGCAGUACUUCCUACUGAGAGCUCUUGCUCUCUCACAAUGAAGUUUAUUGUAAAUACGGGAGAGCACAGCUGCAUGUCUGCUCUCCAGCUCUCUUGUUGUACUAGUUUCAUUGCUUCAUUGUCAUGUAUUCAAACAGGUUACUGUCAUUUUUAAUAAUUCUGCACAUUUCACCAAAACCAGAACCACUUACUGUAUGUUUCUAGGCUUAUCCAUAAAGCUUUUUAAGCUUCAGGCUAAUUGUAUUUUAUUUUGUACUUCCUAACUUGUAAGAAAAAUCAUUAUUGGAAGGCUUUGGCCAUGUAAUGCAUUUAAUUGAAACAGAAUAAAUAUUAAAAAUGUGUA
This is a messenger RNA of Oreochromis aureus, 5577 nucleotides long. RefSeq names its product epidermal growth factor receptor pathway substrate 15 (gene eps15). Gene Ontology annotation, cellular component: plasma membrane; cytoplasm; clathrin coat of coated pit. The record is from RefSeq and is a predicted model, not a curated record. Gene Ontology annotation, molecular function: calcium ion binding; cadherin binding. Gene Ontology annotation, biological process: endosomal transport; endocytosis. Lineage: Eukaryota; Metazoa; Chordata; Actinopteri; Cichliformes; Cichlidae. Bases 133 to 3444 code for a protein of 1103 amino acids. The transcript has 25 exons.